Sinocyclocheilus anshuiensis is the source of this 1556-nucleotide messenger RNA. It is a transcript of the gene ptdss1b, whose product is annotated as phosphatidylserine synthase 1b. The transcript is spliced from 12 exons. Gene Ontology annotation, molecular function: L-serine-phosphatidylethanolamine phosphatidyltransferase activity. Lineage: Eukaryota; Metazoa; Chordata; Actinopteri; Cypriniformes; Cyprinidae. The coding region runs from base 354 to 1556 and encodes 400 amino acids. The record is from RefSeq and is a predicted model, not a curated record. Gene Ontology annotation, biological process: phosphatidylserine biosynthetic process.
GCCCUAUUUGGAGCUGGACUCUGCAGGACACCGGCCCUCCAGCACCGAGUUUGGGCACCCCUGCGUUAGGGUAAGAUCUGCUUUUCGCCAGCGCGCAGUCAGGCCAGAAGAUGGUAGUAUCGCUCAUCUUUCCUCCAGUCAACACCCACGAACCCUGAAUGACCCCGCCUGAAACAGAGCCCUGCAAAUGCGAGAAGCUCUUAUAGCCUCCUGCCUUUACCCAGCCAAUGAAGUCGCCUGAAAUAGGGCGGUGAGAACAUCUCGACCCACUCAACUUUAGUGAAGUUCUGUCAGAGAAGCUCGGCGCUGGCGGAGACGGAGUGGAGUGUCUUCCGGACCCGUUGUCAGUUUGGAUGAGACCAACCAUGGCGCCCAGUCAGGGUUCCAGGAUGCUCAGUAAAGAUGAUGCGAAUUAUAAACUUCACUUUCGGAUGAUAAACGAGCAACAAGUGGAGGAUAUCACCAUUAAUUUCUUCUACAAACCGCACACCAUUACUUUAUUGACGUUCACCGUCGUCAGCAUAAUGUACUUUGCGUUUACGAGGGAUGAUGGUGAUUCUGAUAAUAACCUUCGUGUGGGUCUGCUGCUGGUCGGCUCUUUCUUUCUUGUUAUCAGUGUUCUUGCCUUCCCCAACGGUCCUUUCACAAGACCGCAUCCCGUUAUAUGGCGCAUGGUUUUUGGUCUCAGUGUCCUUUACUUCCUAUUCCUGGUGUUCCUCAUCUUCCUGAACUGGGAUCAGGUGAAGGCGCUGUUGUAUUGGCUGGACCCCAAUCUACGUUAUGCUACACGAGAAGCAGAUGUCAUGGAGUAUGCAGUAAACUGUCACGUGAUCACAUGGGAACGCAUCCUGAGUCACUUUGACAUUUUUGCCUUUGGUCAUUUUUGGGGCUGGGCAAUGAAAGCUCUACUCAUCCGCAGCUACGGUCUCUGCUGGUCUAUCAGCAUCACAUGGGAGCUCACAGAGUUGUUUUUCAUGCACCUCCUGCCAAACUUUGCAGAGUGCUGGUGGGAUCAAGUCAUUCUUGACAUCCUGUUGUGCAAUGGAGGGGGCAUUUGGCUUGGCAUGACUGCGUGUCGCUUUUUAGAGAUGCGUACCUACCACUGGGCCAGUAUCAAGGAUAUCCACACAACCACAGGCAAGCUGAAACGGGCUGUUUUGCAGUUCACUCCGGCCAGCUGGAUGUAUGUGCGCUGGUUUGACCCCAAAUCCUCUUUUCAGAGGUUGGCUGGAAUCUACCUCUUCAUGAUAGUAUGGCAGCUCACAGAAUUGAACACAUUUUUCCUGAAGCAUAUCUUCGUAUUCCAGGCCUCUCAUCCUCUCAGCUGGUGCCGGAUCCUCUUCAUUGGGAUCAUCACUGCCCCCACAGUGCGGCAAUACUACGCAUAUCUAACAGACACCCAGUGCAAAAGAGUUGGAACACAGUGUUGGGUGUUUGGGGCCAUUGCUUUCCUGGAGGCCCUGGCUUGUAUCAAAUUUGGACAAGACUUGUUCUCUAAAACACAGGUUCUUUAUGUUGUCCUUUGGCUUUUGUGUUUGGUGAGUGUUUUGGUUUAA